AUUCAGAUUAGAAAUGAGUUGUAAGUGGAUUUUGAUGUUAUUAGUAAUGAAGUUGGUUUGUUUGGGUGAGUGUUGUCUGGAUGAAGAGAGAAGUGCCCUUUUACAACUUAAACCUUUUUUCAAUUAUUAUGAUUCUAAUUACAAACGUCUCGAGCUUUACAACUGGGUGGAGAAUUCAGACUGUUGUGCAUGGGAAAGGGUUGAGUGCGACAUCACUGGUAGAGUCAUCAUACUCUAUCUUUUUGGAGAAAGUAAUCAGGAUUUGGAAGAGCCUCGAUAUCUAAAUGCAUCUUUGUUUUCUCUCUUCCAACAACUACAAAGACUAUACUUAAAUUACAAUAAUAUUGGCGGUUGUGUUAAGAAUGAAGGUUUUGAGAGGCUAUCAAGGCUGAGAAACUUGGAGCAACUAAGUUUAACUGGAAACAAAUUCAAUAAUAGCAUCUUAUCAUCUCUAGCCAGUCUCUCAUUAAAAACAUUGUAUCUAGAUGAGAAUAAUUUGAAUGGGAGCAUUAAUAUUCAAGGAUUUUAUUCCUUGAAGAACUUAGAGGAAUUGGACAUGAGCAGGAAUAAUAUUGACCAAUUUGUACACUUCAAAGAUUAUGGAGGCUUGAAGAACUUGAGUAUCCUUCAUCUAAAUGAUAUGGAAACCACUAAUGCAACUGCCCUUUUCCUAUCAACAUUGAUGUCAUUCCCCUCUUUGAAGACGGUUUACCUUUCAUAUAAUAAUGCUACUCAAAUAGAGAUUACUCAAGAGUUGCACAAUGUGACCAACAGCUUGAAGGAAUUGACCUUGGAUUAUAAUAAGCUCCAUAUAAACUUCCCAAAUAUUGUUAAAAUUUGUCCUUCACUGAAAUAUUUGUCAUUAUGUGGCUGUGAGUUCAACGGCUUCUCAGAAAUUGAAGAGUUGCAGAAUUUGACCAACUUGGAGGAAUUGCGCUUGGAUGGUUCUAAGCUUCCCAGAAGCUUUCUACAAUUUGUUGCACCUUUCACUUCACUGAAAGUUUUGUCAAUGAGGAAUUGUGAGUUCAAUGGCAUCUCGCAAGUUCAAGGUCCCCUUAAUCUAAAAUAUUUGGAAAGUUUGGACAUGGUUUAUACUACUCUCAACACAAGCUUUUCUAAAAUCUUUAGACUGGGAACUUCUCUUAAAACAUUAUCAUUGUCUCACUGCAGACUCAAUGGCACAUUGGCUGACCAAGGUUUGUGUGAGAUGGUGCAUUUGGAAGAGUUGCAUAUUGACAAUAAUGAUUUAAGGGGUGUCUUAGCACCAUGUCUUGCAAAUUUGACUUCACUUCGACAAUUAGAUAUAUCUUCCAAUCAAAUUUUUGGAAACAUUUCCUCAUCUCCUGUUAACAACCUUGAAUCCAUUGAAGUCCUUCACAUUUCAGACAAUCUCUUUCAAAUCCCAAUUUCACUCAAUUCAUUUUUUAAUCUUUCAUACCUCAAAGAUUUUGAGAGUGAAAAUAACCAAAUUUAUACUGAAACCAUGCCAUAUUCCUUGACCCCAAAAUUCCAAUUAAAUUCCAUCAAAUUAUUUGGUUAUGGAAAUGUUGGCAAUUUUCCUGAAUUUCUUUACCAUCAACACAACCUAAAAAUUGUUUACCUCUGCCACAUUAACUUGACUGGAGAGUUUCCGUAUUGGUUGUUGUACAACAAUACCCAAUUGGGCGGACUCUAUCUAGUUAAUAAUUCUCUUUCAAGAAGUUUCCAGUUGCCAUUUUAUUCUCAUAUUAAUUUAUUAGAACUAGAUAUCUCCUUAAAUUUCUUCCAUGGUCAAAUUCCGAUGAAUAUUGGUGCAAAACUACCAAGUUUAGCGUUUUUAAACAUGUCUGGAAAUGAUUUCAAUAGUAACAUUCCAUCUUCUUUUGGUAAUAUGAGCUCCUUGCUAAGUCUAGACAUAUCAAACAAUAAUUUGUCUAGUGGAAUACCUGAACAAUUAGUGAUAAGUUGCUCCUCACUGAUAAUACUUAUUCUAUCGAACAACAAUUUGCAAGGCCAAAUCUUCUCUAAUAAUUUUGGCUUGACAGAGUUGCGAAGUUUACAAUUGGAUGACAAUCAUUUUAGUGGAAAGAUUCCUAAAAGUUUGUUAAAUGGCUCUUCUUUAGAAAUGUUGUAUCUCAAUGAUAAUAAUCUCUCCGGUAAAAUCCCAAGAUGGUUUGGAAAUCUAUCAUAUUUAGUUGAUAUAGUGAUAUAUAAUAAUCAACUUAAAGGUCUGCUUCCAAAGGAACUUUGUCAUUAUCAAAAACUUGAAAUUUUAGAUCUUUCGAAGAACAAUGUAUUUGGAAGUUUACCGCCUUGUCUUAGUCGUUCUAAUAUCAAAGAAGUUCAUUUGUCAAGAAAUAGAUUAAGGGGACAAUUAAAAGAUGCUCUCUACAUUAAUAGUUCUUCCUUGGAGGUCUUAGAUCUUAGCUAUAACCACAUAGAGGGGAACAUUCCAAGUUGGAUUAGGAAACUUUGGUCCUUACGUUACUUGAUCUUAAGUAACAACAAUCUUAAAGGUGAAUUACCUAGUCAAUUAUGCAAUUUGAGAGAAUUACGCUUGAUAGAUCUUUCUCAAAACAAUCUUUUUGGUAAAAUCCCUUCUUGCCUAAAUUUUACUACCCUCUAUGAAGGAAAUGGGAAUGAUGAAAGUUUAUUUUAUGAUUUGUCUUUAAAUCCGGCUUUGAGUUUGAGCGGUAUAAUUAAGACAAGAGGAACUUUUAUCUUUGAAAUUAAGACAAGGGAAAAUGAAGAGUCAAUACAGUUUACUACUAAAAGAAUAUCCUAUGGUUACAAAGGAAAAAUGCUCACACUUAUGUCUGGAAUUGAUCUUUCAUGUAAUAAAUUAUUCAGUGAAAUUCCUUAUGAAAUUGGAAACCUUCCAAGGAUUCAUACUCUUAAUCUUUCUCAUAAUAAUUUGACAGGAUCAAUCCCAAAAACAUUCUCAAACCUUAAACAGAUUGAGAGUUUAGAUCUUUCUUACAACAAUUUGAAUGGGAAUAUCCCUUCUGAACUAGUAGAGAUAAACACUUUGUCUGUAUUUAGUGUGGCAUACAAUAAUUUAUCAGGCCAAACACCUGCAAGGAUUGGACAAUUUGCAACCUUUGAAGAGAGUAGCUAUGAAGGAAAUAAAUUUCUUUGUGGAUUGCCAUUGAAUAAAAGUUGCUACCCGUUAGAAUCACCAUUGCUGGCACCAGAAGCUUCAUCAAUUAUUAAGGGAUAUGAUAGUGAUUUUGUUGAUAUGGGCAUUUUCUAUAUAAGUUUUGUGGUGACCUACAUAGUUGUGCUUAUAGCAUUCGUAACAAUUUUGUAUGUGAAUCCAUAUUGGCGACAGACAUGGUUUUGUCUUGUGGAGAUGUGGAUGUUCUCUUGCUACUACUUUGUUAUUGAUCAUCUUACAGUAUUUUGUCGUUGAAUUGUAUUGUAAUAUGUACAUAUGUCAACUUUUUAUAUUUCAAUAUAAGGUUUUAAAGUCAAAUUAUAAAAUAAAUUUAUUG
This is a messenger RNA of Mangifera indica (mango), 3473 nucleotides long. RefSeq names its product receptor-like protein 9a. NCBI's taxonomy places the organism in Eukaryota, Viridiplantae, Streptophyta, Magnoliopsida, Sapindales, Anacardiaceae. Gene Ontology annotation, molecular function: protein binding. The record is from RefSeq and is a predicted model, not a curated record. The transcript has 8 exons. Bases 14 to 3391 code for a protein of 1125 amino acids.